Molecule: messenger RNA, 2953 nt
Organism: Aedes aegypti (yellow fever mosquito)
Lineage: Eukaryota; Metazoa; Arthropoda; Insecta; Diptera; Culicidae
Exons: 6
Coding region: 176-2656 (826 amino acids)
Biological process (GO): transmission of nerve impulse; neurotransmitter receptor transport, postsynaptic endosome to lysosome; neurotransmitter receptor internalization
Cellular component (GO): postsynaptic density membrane; AMPA glutamate receptor complex
Molecular function (GO): channel regulator activity; voltage-gated calcium channel activity
Source: RefSeq, a predicted model, not a curated record
GUUUAACCGACAGCAGCAAGGAUUCUCGCCGUCAGUUGUAAAUCAACUGUUGACGCGUUCGGAUCAGCCGGGCUGAUUGGCACCGUCGGUAAUUCAUCCUUUAAGCAAAGUUAUCCUCACACUGAUUAGCAUGUGUACCAUCCGUGCCAGGAUUUAAACUGUCCACAAUCUCAGGAUGAUGCCACCGACCACCGCAACGAGCAGGCAACCGCGUAUCCCUUCGAUGCUCUCGCUGGUGGACGGAACGGGUGGUGCAUCUUCGUCCUGUGCGGUCCGGCGUCAAUCAUGUGUCCCGGAUUUACCCUCGCCUUCGGUUCACGUGCCAUCGAUUUCGGCUCGACUGGGCACCGGGUAUCCGCCGCGGCCCGAUGGGAUGGGGGGUGGUCGUUUCGUUUUAAUGCAGCAGAACGGUGGCUCUGGAGUGCGACGCUCCGUGUUGGACGCCGAGGAAUGUGACGUUUUGGCGCCAUCGUCGGUGGAUAAUUUGAAUGGGGUCGCUAACGAGGUGCGAAAUAACGACGAUGAUGAUGAUAGAAGUGGUGGGGGUGUGAAAGCGACACUCAAAGCCGGGGGGCCUCUGGGUCUGGUUAAGAGGAUUUGUUCCGAUGGAGUGCUUUCGACGACGUCAUUCGGAUCGGGGUCCAGCGAUGGAGUAACCGAGAACUAUUGGAUGCUGAUGAUUACACCGGUUGUGAGCAGCUUUUCGGUCGCUUUGGUGAUUGCUGCUGUCGCCGGACCGCAGUGGUUGUUCACCGAAGAAAAACUCAACAACCGAAGCUACAAUGGCACCAUGAACUACAACGCCAAAGACGAAGGUAUCUAUCUGACCAAGUAUACCAAGGCCUCCCUCUGGACGUUGUGCAGCAAGAUGGGCGGGGCCAAUCUGGGUCAUACGGAGUUUCAAUGCACCACCAUCGACUACUUUCCCCAGGAAGACUACAAUCCGGAUCCGCAAGAUUCCACUAACGCCAUCCCGUACACCGUAACCCAUUCAUCGCCAUUCUUCCUGGUGUCGAACGUGGUGCUGGUCAUCAGCUAUGUGCUGUUUCUGUUGGCCAUGUGUUCAUCCAGGCACAAAAUCUGUUACUUCGUAUCCGGGGUGCUAUUUAUAAUAACAGGUCUUCUCAUGCUAAUCGGACUGAUAAUGUUCAUCUCAAUUCUCAAGGCGGAAAUCGGUUACAAACUACGGCCUCGCUCGUCCCUGCAAGCACCGCUUUUCACGUUCCGCUACGGCCAAAGCUUUCUGCUGUACGUAUUCGGUUUCGUCAUCACGGAACUGUCCGGAAUCUUCAAUGUCCUCAUCUACUCCAACCUACACCAAGCACAACUCGCUCGUGCACAAGUCUAUCCCACCUACCAGAACCUGAGUGCCAACUACUAUAGCAUCACCCCCAAGAAGGACCCGUCCAAGUCAGGUGAUUACGGAGUGUUUAACGGUACGCGACCGCGAUUCUAUUUCGAAAGCAGCGAUGAUUGUGCGGUACACCGGUAUCAUCGCGACCGCAGUAAUUUAGUCAAAAGCUUGAAUGAGCUCUACACGGAACCGGCACCGGAAAUGAGAAGCACUGCCACGGCAACAUCACCACCCGUAGAUAUCUCCGCAACGUCACGGAUCGAGAUGGCGCUGGAUUCGGGGAAGCUCACGAGAAGUGUGUCCACGAGUACUGAUAUAAUGUUGAUGGAUGACCCGAGAAGCGAAACGGAUGGAAAAAGCGAGGAGAAUUUGAAGAACCUCUGCGGCAUUUCCAAGCAGUAUCUUACGAAGGAACUGUCCAAGGAGAAGCUGUUCAACGAGUUCUGUAAGAAAGUUGGCCCGAGACCAAAACCGAAGAACAUCUACUACAUCGAAGACGAUGGAAGAGAUCAGGACGGGUUUCAGAGUGUUUUUGUCAUAGAGGGAAACAAUAGCGACGACGACAAGUUUAAGCGCAGGAGAAGAAAUUCGAUGUUGGGUGCAGCAGUCAGCGUGGAUGCGUUGGAACGUCGUCAGAGAAUACGAUCGGACAAUUCACUGGAUCAGACGUACGGUGCAGGUCGAAUGCGUGAGGAGUGCCCGAGAUUGAACUACGAUAUGAGACAAACACUGCCGAGGAAUUUUAUGAAAAAAGCACAGCAUGCACUGGUUGAUGAACGCGGCGGUUUCAACAGUUUGGACGAUUUGGGAGAUCAUCACGGGUCGUGGAAUCGUAGAAUCUCUGCCAGUGGGUUGCUGGAACCUAUCAGAUUGAAUUUAUCUCAGAACAAUCUGGGCACGUCUUCACCACAUCAUCAUGAAUCUAAAUGGCCAAAGAUCAUCCCGAAAUCGACCAACGAUUUCCUGACCAUGCAACAACAAUACCUUCACGUUCCACCAUCCCCUUCUUACGCGGAGUACAACAUGAGAUCAACGUCAGCUCAAGGCCACCACAGCAUUGACUAUCUGAGCUCGUAUCAGCCCCCUCCCCCUCCCCCUCAAUACGCACGAAUCCAACAUUCGGUCAUUCAACCGCCAUUCAACUAUGUGCCACCGAAAACGGCACCUCCGGCGAUGUUCUCCGGAAAAGUUUCGCCCAUUUUCGAUCUGGACAAAAUUGAACGGGAACGGCGUAAGUCGCACUCGCAACUAUUUCUGAAUCAGCCGCAGCAAUAUGAUUACGUCAACGGAACUGCUGUGUAAGGCAUUGCUGAAAUGGUUUCGUGCGUGCCCAAAAACACAUUAAGUACUGCCAUUAUAUGAGUCGUGUUGUUUCAGAUGUUCAAAAGAAAGUUAACAAAUCGGACUUUUAUAAAAACUGAAAUGUGGUAAUUCCGAGCUUGCAUAUCAAUUAUACCCAGGUACGAUAGAUGAUAAAUGUUGAAUAUUACGGUGCCAUACAUACUACCAAUCGUCGAAAGCGUCAAUACGUGUGUGUUGUGAUUCAAGUAACUGAUGUUGUGUUUAGAUGGAUAUAAAUAAAUGGUUGAUUAAUUUGGA